Molecule: messenger RNA, 5614 nt
Organism: Triplophysa dalaica
Lineage: Eukaryota; Metazoa; Chordata; Actinopteri; Cypriniformes; Nemacheilidae
Gene: uhmk1
Product: U2AF homology motif (UHM) kinase 1
Exons: 9
Coding region: 336-1655 (439 amino acids)
Biological process (GO): positive regulation of translational initiation; peptidyl-serine phosphorylation; regulation of protein export from nucleus
Cellular component (GO): nucleus; neuronal ribonucleoprotein granule
Molecular function (GO): ribonucleoprotein complex binding; protein serine/threonine kinase activity; RNA binding
Source: RefSeq, a predicted model, not a curated record
CAAAACAGCGUCAAGUAUUUGUCAACUUGAUCCCAAACUAAGUUUUAGGGAUCCGAUUUAUGUUUAAGGUGCCACCUCGGGUUUUCGGAUCCAUAAGAUCGGACUCUCCGUGGCGUGUCGGAUAUGUCGGUGCGCUGGCGUUAAAAUAUGACAAUUAAAUCCACGUCCGUCUGCAGCGGGUAGGUGAAUGAAAACUUUGUUUUGCAGACGAGCACUAUGCAAAUGUCCUUUAGCAGGUUUUCGCAAAGGGCAACACUGCGAAAUCGGAUACCGUCCUGUCGUUCUCCAGAUGGAGCAAACACUACUUAUUAUUAACCUGAUGAUAUUUGACUCAGAUGCUCAGUAAUAUCAUGGCUUGUAGUUCUGGCUCCGGUGCAAAAAUGUCCAGUCCAAAUGUCAGCACGUCGACAAUGGCGGUGACACCGGGGGCUGUGGAUCAGAAGACGAGCCCGGUGUUAUUCGAGAUUUACGGAGAGAUCUGGAACGUGCAGGCUCGUUUGGGUCAGGGCGUAUCGGCCUCGGUGUACCGGGUCAACUCCGGUCGGGCGAGCACCGCUGCGGUGAAGGAGUUUCAAGCAGACACGCAGGGUGGAGAUUACGGGUUCCUUAAGGAAAGAUCCGUGCUGGAGAGCAUACAGGGACACAAAAACAUCGUGACUCUCUAUGGUGUGUUCACUAAUCACAACCCAUUUGGUGAGGCCACCCGUUGCCUGUUACUAGAGCUUUUGGAUCUGAACGUAUCAGAUCUACUGGUCAGGGCCAGUAACCAGGGGCACUCCAUGUGGUUGAUUCAGCACUGUGCCCGUGACGUUUUGGAGGCCCUCAGCUUCCUGCACAGAGAAGGUUACGUGCACGCCGAUCUCAAGCCCCGUAAUGUUCUCUGGAGCGCUGAUGACGAGUGUUUUAAGCUCAUUGAUUUUGGCCUAAGCUACAAAGAGGGACACCAGGAUGUGAAGUACAUCCAGACAGAUGGCUACAGGGCCCCUGAAGCUGAGCUGCAGAACUCAUUGGCUAAGGCGGGUCUGGGGGGAGACUCCGGAUGCACAGCUGCCGUGGACCUGUGGAGUCUGGGCAUCAUUCUUCUGGAGAUGUUCUCAGGAACCAAACUAAAAGAAACUGUGAAGUCUCAGGAAUGGAAGGAUAACAGUUUUGCAAUAGUAGACCACAUCUUUUCAAGCAAUGCAUUGGUUUACCCUGCUAUCCCUGUCUAUCAUCUGAGGGAUCUCAUCAAAAGCAUGCUUCACAAUGACCCUAAACUCAGAAGCACAGCCGACUUGGCAUUGGUCAACCCUUUCUUCAGCAUUCCCUUUGCACCUCACAUCGAAGAUCUGGUUCUUUUGCCUACACCUGUUCUAAGACUACUAAACGUAAUAGAUGACAGUCACCUGUAUAACGAAGAUGACUAUGAAGACAUCGUUGAGGACAUGAAAGAAGAAUGCCAGAAGUACGGCACCGUCGUGUCUCUAUUGAUUCCUAAAGAGAAUCCCGGCAAGGGCCAGGUGUUUGUGGAGUAUGGAAAUGCUGGAGACUCCAAAGAGGCCCAGAGACUGCUGACAGGCCGAACAUUCGACGGGUUGACUGGAAUCGGACUCCAUGUCAAAAGCCACAAUUUGUGUCUCAUUCUGAAUUUGUGUCAGGAGAUUUUUUCACCUUGAAUUCCAAAGGUACAAUCUCAGUUUAGCCUAGUUGGACACAAUAUUCUUAGAUUCUUAGUAAAACUCAGUUGUACUAGGAUAUGCACAAGAAAAGCAUAACUUCUAUAACACAUUUGUGAUGGCUGGGGUGGGAAUAGUAAUACUAUAUAUUCCUUUGGCUGAUUUAACAUUAUUACAGAAAUAUGUCUACAAUGCUCUUGUUAGAGUCAGCUGUAUCAGAAUUUGGGGGAAGAGUUUAUUGUUUAUGUAAUAACUGAGUGCUUUUGCAAUCACGACAUUAUUGAAAGCCUUGUUAUGAUAGCUGUAAGCAUUUGUGUUGUGUUUGUGUCUGUGAUUUAAUUGCAUGACAUUUUGGAUUCUUAAAACUACUACAGAGCUUUCUGACAGAUUGACAGUUGUUCACAAGAGCUUUCUAAAGUAUUGAGGACUUGACUGAAAGAAAUAUACUAUAUUGUCCUUAGUAAGGAAAUUUGCAGUGGGACUUCAAUAGCUAAAACAUUGUGUUUUGACAUAAUGAGUUUUGCUUGGCGGUUUGUCAGUUUUCCAGUUUUUUACAGAUUUUGAGAUUCUGUCCUAAUCGCAAAGUCAUUCUGUGUUAUGUCUUACAGUCUUGAAGUAUUUAGUAUUCUCAGUUUUAAAGGCUGUGAGCUCUUAUAUAGUACAAUGUGAGAAAAGAUCAGACUUAUAAGAACGCAAACAUAAUGUAUUUUUUACUCAUGUUGAUUUGAUGACAUCGUGGCCUAUACAAGUCUAUGAGGAUGUUGCUGUAAGGAAAGGACAAUUUAAAUGAAGUGAAAUGCAUGUUCCAAGUGUGCCAUUCCAGUUCUGGGAAAUUUACAUUGCUCAAAUUCUGACUGUGAACUUAAAAGUGUGAUUGAUCCAGACUUAUGCACAAGAAAUCUUUUAGUAUGCUGAGUAUAAAUCUAUUGCUGACAAUGUGUGACAUUUGACUUGGUUUGGGAAAAAAAGGAUUUACUACAAUUGUUUGUGCUAUGCGUUGAUGAAAUGUAGUCAUUUAGGCAUGAUGCUACAAAAGACACAUGUUAUAUGGGGGGAUAAACUUUCCAAACAAAGAGAGAUUCUGUUAGAGCUCAGAUGAAUGAUUGAAGAUAACGCCUAAUAAAAACACAAGUAGUCUCGGACUAUUCCUAAACCAAGUUGCUGAGAAAGCAGUUUACAAUAAGAAUCUAUUUCCAUGUCUUUCGUACUUUUAUGCCUUCCAUUGAGCCAGAUUGAAGACUUACUGUGAGCAAAUAUACCUGACUCUUAGCAUGUUUAAUAAUAGAACAGAAUUACUUCUAAUAUAUUAGUUACAACUUAAAUAAAUAAUAUUCAGGCUUCCCAAGGUCAUAGAAAGCUGGAAAUAUUAGGGAUUGUCAUUCACAGGUCAAAACUUUGAAAAAUAUACUUUAAAGGUGUCGAAAACAUCUAUAAUUAUAUAAUAUAAAAAUAACAAGCUUAGAUAUAUUUCAUCAGGUAGAAAGGGCUCUUUGUACAGUAUGUGCAAUUUCUAUAGGAAGGAAUUCUAGUUUGACAAUUGAUACAAUCCAAAAUUAUAUGAAAAUGACAGUAUUUUCAGGAUCAAGGCCAAGCAUUUAAAUGACAGAAAGGGAUAUUUUCCUCAGGCAAAAUCAUCCAAGAUUCUCAAAUACAGUCUUGAUGUCCCCUGUAACACAUGAAGGGUUUUCAGAUUCAAUAAGCACAAACUUUCUUUUUAGACUUCAGAAUUUAAUGUUAUAUAGAACCAGAGAUGGGUGGUCUGCCAGGGAUCAUUUCAUACUGCCUUACGUUUGAAUACAGUACUGUUUCAAAGUUCAUGGUCACUUAUUCAUUCUUAUAUUUUUUAUAUAAAAUAUUAAUAAGAUAAAUCUAUUCAGGCUUCUUAUUGACUCCAUUAUUAGAUUUGAAUGGAUAGUUCACCCCAAAAAGAAAAUCCCCCAAAUUGUUCCAAACCUGUAUGAAUUAGUUUGUGGUCUGGUCAACGCAACGAAAGAUAUUUGAAAGAAUGUAAGCAACUGACAGUUCUGGCAGAUCUUUGACUACCAUAGUUGGGAAAAUUAAACAUCAAAGACAAAGGAGCCCAGAACUGUCUGCUUCCCUACAUUCUUCAAAAUAUCUUAUUUUGAAAAAGGCUAAACAAUAAUAUUUCCUGCUAAGGUAGUCAAUGGUGCCUCAGAAAUGUUGCAAUGUUGCUAACAUUCUUCCAAAUAUCUUUCUUUGUGUUCAUCAGAAAAAGAAAUGUAUACAGAACUUGAGGGGUGAGUACAGUAAGUGAAGAUAGAUUUUUUUCCGAAGUUAAUAAGUUUUCCUUUUUAUGUUUUUGUCUAUAAAGCUAGUACUGAAACUCUUCAGAUCAAAAGUUUUUAUGAUCAUGAGAAGCAUUUAAUUUAAAGGAUCCUAAACUUUCAAACAGUAAUGUAUAGAUUAAAUUUGUAUGCUGUAAACAGUCAGUAGAUGCUAGACUGUGAGAAAAGUGCCAAAAAAAAGCCUUCUUUUAUCCCACCAGCAACCCUGCAGAACAGAGUGCAGGGAAGCCAUAUAUUUGUUUAUGUCUCAGAAAUGCCUUUAGCAAACAGUAAAGAAAACAGUAGAUGAUAUGCAUUGAUAUGUCAGACAUCCUUGCUAGAGUAUAAACAAAGUGCUUUAUUUUGGCUGGCCUGUGUAUAGAGGGGAAUACGCCUGCCAAGGUAAAAACAAGGUAAAACAGGUGGGAAUUAAAUUCUUUGUGCAUUAAUGAGACUUGCAGGGUAAUACAUUUGGGUGUUGAAUAGUGAAAAGUAGCAAUCUUUACCCCAAGAUAAUAACCCUAAACCUGUGCAGGAAAAUAGAAAAUAGAGCCAGAUGACUUUUCCCCUUAUGGUUAUUAUGAAGAUUUAUGAUCAUUUUCUCUAUAACCCUCACUGAGGAUCGAGACACUCUUAAAAAAAGUGUAUUGACUGUUUUUUUCUGAUUUAUUGGUUUUAAUAAUGCAUGAUAGACUAAAAGAAACCGCACAUACCGCGCCAUUUGAUAGACUGCAUAUGACCUGCUAAGGAGAAGCCAAGAAAUAUUUGUGGCGUUGCAAGCAUUUAAUGAUGAUGAGCGAACUUUAAGAGCCAAUAAGGGCAUAGACUGCCAUAAAUCAUGCUUGGAUGAAAUAUAUAUGGGUUAUACUUUGGGGUGUUUGCAAAAGUAGUGUUUACAGUACAUUUGUGGUACAUGGGUUACAGUAUAAGAAAGGUAAAUGUUGGGUUAAUAAGAAAGCAGUAAGGAAUCAUGUGACUUCUGCGUUUUACAUUGACUUGAUUUAUUUGUUUUUUCACUUCAAAACCUUUUUUUCUCCUGUUAAUGAGAUUUUGCCAGUGAUUUUGUUACUGACAAAAUACAGAAAACAGAGACAUUGCUUUGCAAAAAUGUUAUGAAAUUGUAUGUUUCGACACAUGAAUUAAUAGAUACAGAUUAAUAUGUUGAGGUAAAGUAGUCUCACAGGAAAUAAACUAAAAAAUGUACACAUUAAUAUUUGUCAGUCUCCAUUAAAAGGCUCCAAAGUUGUAUUAUUUAAAUGCAGUUAUUCACAAUGCUUGGUUGUCUUUUAUCAUGUUUUGCAUUUUCUCGUUGCUCAUAGUUUGGAAUUAUUUUCAACCAUUAUUUUAUAAGACAAUCAUGUGUUUCCUGGCCUAAACGAUUGUCUGUUUCCUAUCCUGCCUGAGGCAAAAAUGCAAUUGGUUGAAACUUAAGAUAAAUCGUUCUGCCUUGAAGUCCACAUAUGUGGCUGGGAAUACUAUUUGUAACUUGAAUAUUUCACACAGUAGAAAAACAAUCGCCUGAAAAUAGCUUAGAGCGAUGCGUGUUUCAUGUGUUAGUUAGAUUUGAGUGGAAAGAUGUUUGUCCAUUAAAGAUCAUGGCAUGACUUAAGAGCUCUGGAUGAUAAGGAUGAUGUUCAUGUUUCUCACAAUAAAAUGUUAAUGUGUGUAUUGCAA